UAGGCAAUUUAAAAAGGAAAAAAAAUAAAUUGCAAGAAAAAGUAAAUUAGUCAAAUGCGAAAACGAUUCUCCCUUUCCCAGCCCCUUUGAUCGCUGAAAAUUGGAGAAGCCCUAGACAGCACCGACCAAAGAUCCGAUGGAGUUCACCAGAUUACGCGACGAAGAUCCCACGGCGAGGAUUCCGGCGGCGGCGCAGGCGAAGAGGGUGAAGGGAAGCGGCGGCGUACGGACAUGGACGGUGGUGACGGCGGCGGGGGAUUCGCGGCUUGAGGAUGUCGGAAAGCACUCGAUCAUGCGUCGGACAGGUCUACCGGCUCGCGAUCUCAGGGCACUUGAUCCCGUCCUGUCGUAUCCCUCCUCGAUUCUCGGAAGAGAAAGGGCCAUUGUCGUGAAUCUCGAGCACAUAAAGUGCAUCAUCACGGCGAAAGAGGUCUUCUUGCUCAAUUCCACUAAUCCCCUCGUCGUUCUCUUCGUCUCCGAUCUCAUCCAGCGAAUCCAACAGGCAGGUGAAGGCAACGGAGUCCAAGCUAACGAUGGAGUUGAUGAUGCAAAGUGUAGUAUUAGCCCACCGGAAAAUAUCGAUACGGCCAUAGCCAUUGGCCCAAAGGUGCUGCCUUUCGAAUUCAAGGCGCUCGAAGCUUGUCUUGAAUCAGCGUGCAGGUGCCUUGAGUCAGAGACUCGGACAUUGGAAGAGGAGGCAUAUCCAGCUUUGGAUGAACUUACUUCGAAAAUCAGCACGCUUAACCUCGACAGGGUCAGGCAGAUUAAAAGUCGACUAGUUACACUAUCUGGCCGGGUGCAGAAGGUAAGAGAUGAACUUGAACAUUUGCUGGAUGACGAUAACGACAUGGCUCAAAUGUACCUGACGGAAAUGGCCGAAUCACCAGAUCAAGCAUCCCUUAAAGAAGAUUCUCAAGAUGAUGCGUCUGAAUCUGAUGAAGAGAGGGAAGAUGAAAUUGCAUUUACAAACUCAGAGAUGAUCCCAAUUCCUAAACCUAACAUCGAAGAGCUUGAGAUGCUGCUUGAAGCUUAUUUUGCACAAAUCGACGGGAUCUUGCAAAAGCUUUCCGGCAUGAGCGAGGACGUGGAAGACACGGAAGAUUACAUAAACAUAAUGUUGGACGACAAGCAGAAUCAGCUGCUACAGAUGGGAGUGAUGCUUAGCACGGGGAAUAUGAUCCUAAACGCGGGAAUCGUGGUUGUAGGGUUGCUCGGGAUGAACAUUCAUAUCAGUUUAUUCGACGGUAAGCCCUUACAGUUCUGGGAAACUGCGUUAGGAACGAUAGUAGGAUGCGUCGGUCUCUAUCUCGUUGCUAUCGGAUGGGGUAAGAAGAAGAAUCUCCUGGCACUUUGAAGUGUUUUCUGAUCAUAGAAACCCUACUUAGGUUUUUUUUUUGCCAUGAACAAAGUUACACAUGGUAAUAAUUGAUGUUGCUAUAUUUUUCAUUGUUUCUUAUAAUGGAAUGUGCCCAUGGUGGUGUUCAAAGCUUUGUUACAUUGGCUCCUCACUUCACACACCUGCAGUAUCUGUAAUAUCUAAUGCCUUUUUAACAUGUCUUGAAUAAAGAGAUUGUAAUUUCUGUGA
This is a messenger RNA of Tarenaya hassleriana, 1585 nucleotides long. RefSeq names its product magnesium transporter MRS2-F-like. The record is from RefSeq and is a predicted model, not a curated record. Gene Ontology annotation, biological process: magnesium ion transport. The transcript is spliced from 6 exons. The coding region runs from base 137 to 1354 and encodes 405 amino acids. Gene Ontology annotation, molecular function: magnesium ion transmembrane transporter activity. Lineage: Eukaryota; Viridiplantae; Streptophyta; Magnoliopsida; Brassicales; Cleomaceae.